AGUAAUCUGACACCGGCACUAACCCGGGACACAGAGGAUGGAUUCCCGACUCCACUUUAGCACAAAAAAGCACAGUUGAGUCAGAGGAGAGACAGUAAGUCGCUAACACUGAGAGCGCGGACAGGUUUCACGGCCUUUUUAGGUUCUGUGUCUCUAAAUGCGCGACACAAAGUUUGUUCCUAAAGCUGCGGAUGGGUGACGACCACUCUCAGCGCUUCCAUGCAAGGAGACGAUGAAGAAUCACAACGGCAGCCCCAGAUUAAACCACCAUCAGCCUACGAACCACAGCAGAGACCGGAACGGGAAAAGGGGAGAUUGGCUGUGGGCCGUGUGGCUGCGCUUCUCACUGCGUGAUUACGGUUUCUGCAUGGGCACACUGCUGCUCUUCAGCCUCGCCUCAGUCUUUUACCAGAUCAACGGCGGACCCCCGAGACUCCUGCUCGACAUGCGCCAGUAUCUCGAUUGUAUAAAAGAAAAAGAUUUUGCAACACGAAGUUUCAUGUCUGAUCCAGUUUUUGUCGGUGACAUUUUGCCACAGCUGAGAGAAUCCACAUUUAUGGAUGAUCAUGGUCCCCCAGCCCCAAAGGUGCUGCCAUUCCCCAGUCAGGUGAUCUAUAAUCGUGUAGGAAAGUGUGGCAGUCGCACUGUGGUGCUGCUCCUCAGGAUUCUGGCUGAGAAGCACAAGUUUAACCUGGUUUCCUCCGACAUCCACAACAAAACCAGGCUCACCAAGCAUGAGCAGGUGGAAUUGAUGAAAAACAUCAGCACAUUCCCACAGCCCUUCCUGUACACAAGGCAUGUUCACUUCCUCAACUUCACUAGGUUCAGGAUGGAGCAGCCUGUCUAUAUUAACAUCAUCAGAGACCCCAUUAGCCGCUUCCUCUCCAACUACUUUUUCCGCCGGUUUGGAGACUGGAGGGGAGAGCAGAAUCACUUGAUCCGCACACCUCGGAUGAAAGACAAUGAAAGAUACCUGGACAUUAACGUGUGUAUCCUGGAGAACUUCCCGGAGUGCUCAAAUCCUCGCCUUUUCUACAUUGUGCCGUAUUUCUGUGGUCAGCAUCCGCAGUGCAGAGAGCCAGGUGUGUGGGCUCUAGAGAGAGCCAAACAAAAUGCCAUGGAGAACUUCCUCCUAGUGGGAAUUUUGGAGGAGUUGGAGGAUGUGCUGCUCCUUCUUGAGAGACUGCUACCUCACUACUUCAGUGAUGUGCUGAACAUCUACCACAGCCCAGCUUUUUGGAAGAUGGGUAAUCUAACAGGCACAGUAAAGAAGCACAUGCCCACACUGGAGGCCUUGCAGGUGCUGUAUCGCCGUAUGAGGUACGAGUAUGACUUCUACAACUUCAUACGUGACCAGUUCCACCUGGCCAAGAAGAAAAUUGGCCUCAAGUUGACACAUCCAAGCUCAGCACGAAAGCCUGACUUUCUGCAGGAGCUCGCCCUACGAACCAACGACCCGCUGGACGAGGAUGACAAAGAUGAGGAGGAUGAUACUGUUCUGGAAGAUGCCCACAACUGGUUGGUGCAGCCUUGAAUGUUGGAGCAGAGAUUAAAUAUCUCCCAGGAUUCAAGCAGAGGGAGCAUUCCCAAGAGCACUUUGUGUGCGUGCGUGCGUGCGUGUGUGUGUGUGUGUGUGUGUUUAGCAGGACCGCUAAAGUGCAUGGAUGGGCCUAAUUUAAUAUAUUCAAAAUACAAGACAAAAGACAGUGUACAAAUGAAUUUAUCUUUUGUCUUUUUUUAUUAAGAACGCUUUUGCUUUGUUUAAAAAAAGAAAAUGGACUCAGAAAAAAAGAGUUUUGGUCAUUUGUUUAUAUCUGGUUUUAGAGUUUAAGAUUUGCGGAGAGAAUAAAUGGAAGAACAUUUACAAUCAUGAUCAUUGUGGAGGAAAUGGACACCCAGAAGGGAGCAAAGAGUUCAAAAGGUUCAUAUAAGUUUGAGUUCAUAGAAGAUCCACAUCACACCCACAUCACAAUAUGAACCAAACACACCUUACACUACACAUGAGGAGCCCUCUCUACAUGAGGAGAGUACAAAAAAAGUGUUUCAUAUUUGUUAAGAAACAUUUGCUCUUUCUUCUUUCCAUAUUUAUUUCUACAACUCAAGUGUGAUUUAAGGCCAUGACAAAGUCUGUGUACACUAUCUGGGAAAGCUACCAUUCAAGAAAGCUAAAACACUUGGGUGGAGGUGGGAGGAUUAGUGAAAGGGGCUAGGGCAGGGGUAUGUUGGGGGAGAUAGCAGAGCACUACUUAUUAUCAGUUUUUUGUAUGGAGUGCAUAUACAAUACUCUCAAUUUUAGGGAGUACAAGUUGUACCUCAGGAAACCCUUUUUUAAAAUGUGUCUUUAUUACAAAUCUAUAAUAAAUGUUAAAAAAAGAAAAUGGACAAAUCAUGUCACAAUAAAAAUGUUUUGAGAUGUUUUGAAACAGCCCAAAACUAUAACACUAAAUGCAAUAACCAAUAGACACUUGCUAUUUUUUAUGAUUUCCAAGGACUGUUAAGCAUCAGUAAACAGAAAUACAUUCAAAACUUUGACCAGUACUGCAAACUCAGACCAAAACAUGGCCUUCUGUACACUCAGGAUGUCUGCAAUGUGCAAAAUGCAAACGUAAUUAUUUGUGAGUACAAACAACCAAAUGAUAUCAUAUCAUAUAUCAUUGUAUAGCAUAUUGUAUUGGAAAUCGACCAAUCGUAAGCCAUAAUCAGAAAUAACACUGCUGAAAGGAAACACGUGAGGAAUAAAACAGAAGUUGGUGUGAAAUGAAACAGAGGACUGUUUCCACUCCAAAAAUGUUCAGACAAUCCAAAUAACAUAAUAUUUUAUUGAUUAAAAUAUAGUAAUACUGUUUUUUAGCAUUUUUAGUUAUUUAAUGCUGUGUGAUGUCCUUAAAACAAGUUAAUUCCUGUUAUUAUUUACAUUCCAACAGCUAAAAGCAGUCAUUCCUAUACCAGCCUCUCUCUCUCUGUUGAUACUGAUAAAACAAAAAUGCAGCUCAUUGCCAAGAAACAAGAAAGUGCAAAAAAGUCUGUAAAACUUUAAAGUUACAGCUUUACCACAAAGCACUGACACUGGAGACUCCUUCCAAAAAGGAAACAUCUCAUAUGAAAAUGAAAUGAAAUUAACUGAAAUUGCAAA
Neoarius graeffei (lesser salmon catfish) is the source of this 3133-nucleotide messenger RNA. RefSeq names its product uronyl 2-sulfotransferase a (gene usta). The record is from RefSeq and is a predicted model, not a curated record. Lineage: Eukaryota; Metazoa; Chordata; Actinopteri; Siluriformes; Ariidae. The transcript has 9 exons. The coding region runs from base 233 to 1534 and encodes 433 amino acids. Gene Ontology annotation, molecular function: sulfotransferase activity. Gene Ontology annotation, cellular component: membrane.